AUGGACGCCCAUAUGUCCGUUGCUGGCAUGAACGCCUCAUCGUCGACAAGUUUCCAAUCAGACUUGCUCACCAGAAUUUCACCGACUUCGAUCUCUGGUCCGGUCCUCUUGGGCCUCUUCCUUGGAUAUGUUGCUCUUUGUUCUCUUCUUCGGUUCUCCCGCAUAAACUCCCUUCUUUCCAAGUAUGGGUUCCACGAUCGUGCUUCUUUAAGUCGAAUGACAAACCAAGAUGCCUUCGAAAUUGUCAAGACUAUGGCAAACCUCGAGUUUCCACUUCUCUACGAUCUUGCCACUCGGUUAGCGUUGUUUGAGACUUAUGCCGUGCAAAACGUUGGACAUGUUCUCUAUGGUGGUAGCGAUCUAGCUAUUACUGCGAAAGCCCCCAAGAGAUAUGCAGACACUGAAGUCGUCUAUCUCUGCUUUGCAAACUUUGCGCCUGAUUCACCAACUCUUAGCAAGGCGAUUGCGCGUACAAACUUCCUGCACGCACCGUACAUCAAAGCCGGCAAGAUCAAGCAAGAGGACCUCCUCUACGUACUUUACGCCUCCUUCGCCGAGCCCGUUAGAUUCCUCAACCAGUAUGAGUGGCGAAGUCUUACCGACAUGGAAGUGGCUGCUAUUUCCACUCUGUGGAAGUACGUUGCUGAUAUGAUGGAUAUCGACUACAAGACUAUCCUCAAUAAGACUGAGUGGACUGAUGGCAUUGAGUUCUUGGAGGAUGUGACACGUUUCGCAUCGGACUAUGAGGACAAGUACUUGCGCCCCACGAAAGAGGUUCAGAAGCUCGGCGACGUUUUGAUGGAUAUGCUGUUGGAUUCGUAUCCCAAGUUUGCUGCCCCUGUCGGGUAUCCAGCAGCCUGUGUUAUCAUGGGACCUAGGUUGAGACGAGCAUUUGGCUUCCCGGAGCCAGGAUUGGGCGUCACUGUCCUGACUUACAGUCUUUUGCUUGUUCGGAAGAUUGCUGUCCGGUUCUUCUGUCUUCCUCGUGCUUCCGGUGUAGAGUUCCUCUCCCAACCAGACGAACAGACAGGUCGCAUCACUACUCGCCAUUACAUGAAGGAGCCUUAUUACGUGCCCGCUACAUUCUGGCAGCGCUGGAACUUUGAGGCUUGCAUUACUCGGCUUUCUGGUGGACUACUCCCUGGUGAUGGUGGCGCAAAGAUGAAGCCUGAAGGGUUUCUCUUUGAGGAUAUUGGUCCUGAAAAGGUUGUUGGCAAGGAGUUAUUUGAUUUUCAAUCACCCAUCCGAUCUUUACACACAGUCACACACAAGUUUCUCAUUACUGCCGUAGCAAAAUACUACAUUAAGUGUGUCAACUGUUCAAAACUCAAGUGUUACAUGGAGGGUAUCUGUCACACCUUGACUCCUUACGUCACUAAUUUGGCAGCCAUCGCCACGCUUCUUAUUCAGACAACGUCUUUUUCAUUGAUUCAUCCAAAGCCAAUUUUCAAGAACAAUCACAAAAUCUCAAAACGUACGAAAUUCUUCAAUACUUACCAUACUCCUUGUGCACGGCCAACUCCAAAUACCACUGAUAUGCCUCCCAUUACCCUUCAUACCUCGAGCCCCAUCGUGGCAGCAAAACCCGAUGGUGUCACUCCCAAGACAGCUGAAUCAGGCGACCCUGGAGUGCCUUCCAAUGUACCAGCAAGCAAUGAAGCACCUACUUCCACCUACCCGGCAGCUCAGCCAGGAGCGCGUCCGUCCAUGCCCGCUCCAACCGGAGCACCACAGGCUUUCGCACCCGCCCAGCCGACGCCGACUCGGACUACUAUGAACACUAGCCCUCCAGCUCCGCAGCCCGGCGCAGUCCCGGUGCCGCCAAAUGGAUCUCAACUCCCACCGCCUCCCAAGACUGGAGAGACACUACGUGAUACUCAGAUGCAGCCUACGCAAAUGCCUCCUCAGAUGUCCUAUGCUCCCAUAUCUAGUGGAUCGGAGUUCACCGCACCUCGUUCAUCAACGGUAACGGCGGCUGGCCCGUCACCGAUGGCUGGCUUGGGCCCAACGGCCGUGCUGGGCGGAACAGGCGGUAGCGACUUUUCUCACCCACCUGGCUACCACCAGAACGUGCACGCAUCCGAAUUCACCAGUUCUCAGCGCGCUGCGCACGAAGCUUCGGUGUCCCAGGAACGCAGACCAUCAUUGGUAGGGGAAGACGAGGGCGAGGGAGUCUGGUCGACCGCCAAGAAGUGGGCUUCGGCUGCCGGCGACAGUCUUGCUGCAGCUGAGCAUGAAGUUUGGAAGCGAAUCAACAAGGACUAG
Fusarium venenatum is the source of this 2265-nucleotide messenger RNA. The record is from RefSeq and is a predicted model, not a curated record. NCBI's taxonomy places the organism in Eukaryota, Fungi, Ascomycota, Sordariomycetes, Hypocreales, Nectriaceae.